Molecule: messenger RNA, 1207 nt
Organism: Mucor mucedo
Lineage: Eukaryota; Fungi; Mucoromycota; Mucoromycetes; Mucorales; Mucoraceae
Exons: 5
Biological process (GO): phosphatidylethanolamine biosynthetic process
Cellular component (GO): cytoplasm
Molecular function (GO): ethanolamine-phosphate cytidylyltransferase activity
Source: RefSeq, a predicted model, not a curated record
UCUUUCUCUUUAUACAUACACACAAUGUCCAACUCAACUGAAAGAAAACCUGUUAGAGUGUGGGUCGAUGGAUGCUUUGACAUGAUGCACUAUGGUCACGCUAACGCUUUACGACAGGCUAAAGCCAUGGGUGACAUUCUUGUUGUUGGUGUGCAUUCCGACGCCGAGAUUGAAAAGAACAAGGGCCCUACUGUCAUGAACGAACAAGAAAGAUAUGCGGCUGUAGCAGCCUGUAAAUGGGUAGACGAAGUAGUCCCUGACGCACCAUACAACACCACAGUCGAAUGUUUAGAAGAACAUAAUAUUGACUUCUGUGUGCACGGUGAUGAUAUCACCACCAUGGCUGACGGUACGGAUUGUUAUCAAGCAGUGAAAGACGCCGGACUUUACAAGGAGUGUAAACGUACUGUGGGUGUAUCCACUACAGAACUCGUGGGUCGUAUGCUUCUCAUGACGCGUGAUCAUCAUAAACGUACAGCAGCAGCCUCUGCCAUCACUUCAUUCGAUACCAGUGAAUUAACUCCUUUCAGCACAGAUGGUACUACCAAGGCCACUGUCUCGCAUUUCUUGCCUACCUCGAGAAGAAUUGUUCAGUUCUCAGAGGGUCGUGAACCUAAACCUUCAGAUAAAGUUGUGUAUGUGGAUGGUACCUUUGAUUUGUUUCAUGUCGGUCAUAUCGAGUUUUUGAAACGUGCUAAAGCCUUGGGUGAUUUCUUAAUUGUCGGUGUACACGAUGAUCAAACUGUCAAUGCCAUCAAGGGAUCCAACUAUCCCUUGAUGAAUUUGCAUGAACGUGCACUCAGUGUCUUGGCCUGCAGAUAUGUGGAUGAGGUAGUGAUUGGUGCUCCUUAUAGUGUCACUGAAGAACUCUUGAGUGGAGAAUACAAGGUAGCCGUGGUUGCCCAUGGUAACAGUCAUUUAGAAAAGGAUCAGGAUGGUAAAGACCCUUAUGCUUUGCCCAAGAAAUUGGGUAUCUAUACCGAGAUUGAUACGCCCAAUUCUACCAUCACCACAGAAGGUAUUAUCAAUCGUAUCAUCGAAAACCGUAAAACAUUCGAGGAAAGACAAAAGAGAAAAACUCAAAAAGCUGCUUUAGAACGUCAAAAAGAAUUAGAGGAAAAGGCACUUAAUUAAAACAAUACCAAGUUCUUUUUUUUUUUCAAAGAAAAAAUAAAAAACUAGAAAGAUAUCACUUUUAUCAGAUUCA